UUUAAGUAACAAAUAAAUAAUCAAAUAUAAUUAUGAUAUUGAAAUAACAUUGAUGUUUUCGUACUAUAGUAUUUCGCUAGUCAUAAGACAUAAUAAGUUAUGUAAUGUAACAUAUAUAACAUGUUGUAUAUCAAAAAUAUAUUAUAGGAUUCGUAAAAGAAAACGUAAAUUAACUUGAAACUUAAUAACAAAUGAAUGAAAAAAAACUCUUCCAGCUUUCUCCGCUCACAAUAUUUUUCAUGAGAGCACGUUGAUUCUUGCAAUAUGUCAAAUGCCAACGUAAGUCAUUCAAUUAAUGCCAACUCUUUAACCCCCUACUACCCACUGCCCUAAUACGUACACAUACAAAAAAUAAAAAUAAAACUAUACCUUAUAUAAGGACUUAAUUUGUAAGUAUGAAAUUAAAAUUCAAAAGAAACAAAAAGACAAGAAAAUGGUACUCCCAAUUAUACAUACCCUACAACUAUCAUUUUUAUCACUUUUAUUCUUCACAUUUAUUCUUAUUACUACAAUAUCUUACACCCCUUUAACAAAAUUACUUUAUUUUCUCCUUACUACACAUCUUCAUUUUUUUCUAUUAUUUUCUCUAUGUACACUUAUUUCAAUUUACUAUAACUAUCAUACACGUCCACAUAGGGUCUUUUUGUUAAAUUAUACAUGUUACAAACCACCACCACAUAGGAAAUGUUCUUAUAAAAUUUCUGACUCAUACGUUCUAAGAAAUGUACAUUUAGUCAAAAAAUCCAUCGAUUUCAUGCGUAACAUUUAUCUUAAAUCCGGUUUAGGUGAUGAAACUUAUGGACCACCAUUUAUAUUUGAAGACGACGAUGAUGGUGAUAAUAAUAAUAAUAAUAAUAAUAAUAAUACAAAAAAUGUACCUACACUAAAAAGUGCAAAUCAAGAAGCUAGAGAAGGGGUAUUUUCGUCUAUCGAUGAACUUUUAGGUAAAACCCUAAUCGAUCCUCGAUCAAUAGACGUUGUCAUCGUUACAUGUGGAGGGUUUUCGCCUUCUCCUUCACUCUCUUCCCUCGUUGUGAACCGUUAUAACCUUAGAUCAGACGUGAAGACGUAUAAUUUAAGUGGAAUGGGGUGUAGCUCCGGGGUACUUUCGAUUGAUUUUGCAGCUAGGGUUUUACGUGGGAGUCGAAAAGUCCAAAAUGCCCUUAUCGUUAUUACGGAGAGCAUAACUUUAAAUUGGUACCAUGGUGAAAAUCGUUCAAUGCUUGUUACAAAUUGUAUUUUUCGUGUUGGAUGUGCUGCUGCUAUAAUAAGUAAUAAUCCUAAACUUUUCAAAAGGGCAAAAAUGGAACUUAUUCAUUCUCUUAGAACUCAUCAUGGUGCCGAUGAUAGUUCUUAUAGAGCUGCAAUUCAAGAGGAAGACGAAAAAGGUAUUACUGGCAUUUCACUUACCAAAGAUUUACUACAUCAACACAUUAAAAUCUUGGCUCCUCGCGUCCUUCCAUUAACACAAAUCACAAAUUAUAUUUACUCAAUCAUAAUGUCUACAAUAUUGCCUCAAUCAAAAUUCAAGCCAGUGGUUCCUGAUUUUACAACAGCUUUCCAACACAUGUGCAUACACACAGGUGGGAAGGCAGUAAUAGAGCAAGUUAGUCGAGUUCUAAAAUUGAGUGAUGAAGUAACAGAGGCAGCAAAAAUGACUUUGAAUAGAUUUGGUAACACAUCAAGUAGCUUAGUAUUUUAUGAGUUAGCUUAUUUUGAAGCACAAAAAGGUAAAGUGAAAAAAGGGGACAAAAUGUGGAUGAUUGCAUUUGGGACAGGUUUUAAAGUUGGAAGUUUGGUGUGGAAAUGGAUUCAAGAUUCAAAUCAAGAUUAUGAUAAUCCUUGGAAUGAUUGUAUACAUAAUUAUCCAUUGAAAGUUUGGUGAAUUAAUUUCAAUAAAUUUAUGACAAUAAAAAAAAAAUUAUAUAUGGUGUAGAAAGAGAGAACAUCACCAUAUAUGUAUUAGUUAGUAGUUUAUAUAGAAAAAAAAAUGUAAUUGGAUAAGUCUUUAUCCUUUGUGAUGUAUUCGAAGGUAAGGUCAAGCCCCCCUAUCUGUAUCCGUUUUAUUAUAUAUAAUUUCGAAAAAAAUUA
This is a messenger RNA of Solanum lycopersicum (tomato), 2091 nucleotides long. Its product is annotated as 3-ketoacyl-CoA synthase 17-like. Gene Ontology annotation, cellular component: membrane. Lineage: Eukaryota; Viridiplantae; Streptophyta; Magnoliopsida; Solanales; Solanaceae. The record is from RefSeq and is a predicted model, not a curated record. Gene Ontology annotation, molecular function: acyltransferase activity, transferring groups other than amino-acyl groups. Gene Ontology annotation, biological process: fatty acid biosynthetic process.